CAUUUACAGAGGUGUAUUAUAUGUCACACUUCACACUUCUCUAGUAAGUUUCCUCUGUGUGUGAAUACUCUGUGUGUAACCACUGAGGUAUAAUACAAUAAAAAGUUAACCAGAUUUAGUUUCGAUGAGGAAGCUGCACUUAAAGCUAGUGAACUAGAAGAGGAGGAGCCAUCAGUCAUUCAAAUCAGCUGUUCUCACAAUCCUGUGUCAGUCAGACUCUCGCCGGUUCAAAAGGAAACAGCAACUUAUAAACUGCAAUGGACAUCAUAGAUCCCAUCCUAUCCAUCGCAGAAAAGCUGUACAGUCUGUGUGAGGAGGUGAAGGCCAACAAGAAGCGCUGCAGGCGUCUGGCUCACCGCGUGUCCACUCUGGCUGAGCUGGUCAGGGCCGUGAAGAUUCAUGGCUUUGGGACUGAACCUGAACAGGUUAGAAAGGGGCUUGAAAAUCUUAAACUCACUCUGGAGUCAGCAGAGAAGGUAGUGAAGAAAUACACUUCCUUCAGCUAUUUGAGACGGAUCGCCAAAGCACUUGACCUCGGAGAGGAGUUCAGCUUCCUGAAUGAGAGGCUGAAUGAUGCAGCCCAGGUGCUUUCUCUAGCGCUUCAGGUAGAGCACAGAGCAAGUAUAGAGAAAGUGUUUCAGGAAGCUACAAGGUGGCGGGAAGAUGAAGAAGACAGGCAGAGUGACUCUCUGGAAUUGCUCCAGUCUUUAGCUCAGGAGAGCAAAGAAACGAACGCGGUGGUUGACGCUGUACAAAAGACAGUUGGCCAAACUCAAAAAGAUGUGAAGGACAUUAAAGAAAUCAUGGAAUCAUUGAAAAAAACCCGCCUUCAUCUGCCAGACAUUAGAGAGAUUAAACCAGAAGAACUGACCUACAGUAUUCCUAUUAAACCCCUUAUGAAGUGCAGCCAUUCUGAGCUUUACAAAGGGAUGUACAACAAAUUCACUGUGGCUAUCAAGAGAUACUCAUGUCCACUGUGCACCAACCCCAGUGAGCUGAGGAGUGUUUUUAACAAGGAGGUGGAGACCAUGAAGCGAUUUGAGUCACCAAAUGUCUUAAGAAUGUUUGGGAUCUGUGUCGAGGAUGAGAACGGACCAAAUCCAAGUUUCCUGAUAGUCAUGGAAUACUGUGAAAAGGGAAGUCUUCGACAAGUCCUGGACAGUAAAUGCAAUCUGCCCUGGGAAAGAAAGACACAGAUGUGUCUGGAUGCAGCACAGGGACUCUACAGGCUGCAUCAGUCAGAGGAGAAGUUUAAAGUGCAUGGCUCCAUCAGAAGCUGUAGUUUUCUAGUGGCCGCUGGCUAUAGAGUGAAGUUGGGAGGCUUUGAAUUGGCAAAAACAGAAACUUCUCUUAAGAAGAAUAAAUCCAAAAGGAGCAGUGCUUUCCAUUACAACUCUCCACAGCAGCUUCAGAAUAUCAACCAUCCUUAUGACAAGGCAUGUGAGAUCUACAGUUUUGGCAUUGUCUUGUGGGAAAUUGCAACACGAGAUAUUCCUUUCAAAGACUGUACAACCCCGAGUCAGAUCUUCCAAAAAGUGUAUGUAGAGAAGGUCAUGGAGCCACUUCCGACAGACUGUCCUAAAAAGCUAGAGGAGCUCAUCAAUGCCUGUCGAUCAUUUGAGCCGUUCCUACGACCAACCGCAGGAGUAUUGGUCGAUAUGCUCCUUAAAAUGGUGGAAGAGGAUUGAUGGAGCACCUCUGCAUUUCUAACCAAGGCUUCUGGAAAAAUCAGAUUCUGAUGAUGCUAUCUGUUACCAUCUACAUGAGGAAUAUUCCAGAAAGCAGGAUAAACUUAGUGUCACAUAAACCCUGAACUCCUGGUUGGUUAACCCAAGCCUUGUUUACUUGCAGUAAAUGGU
Messenger RNA from Carassius carassius (crucian carp), 1859 nucleotides. Its product is annotated as mixed lineage kinase domain-like protein. Gene Ontology annotation, biological process: cell surface receptor signaling pathway; protein phosphorylation. The coding region runs from base 258 to 1688 and encodes 476 amino acids. Gene Ontology annotation, molecular function: protein kinase activity; ATP binding. The transcript has 11 exons. The record is from RefSeq and is a predicted model, not a curated record. Lineage: Eukaryota; Metazoa; Chordata; Actinopteri; Cypriniformes; Cyprinidae.